This is a messenger RNA of Pangasianodon hypophthalmus (striped catfish), 1994 nucleotides long. It is a transcript of the gene rhof, whose product is annotated as ras homolog family member F. The transcript is spliced from 5 exons. Bases 180 to 794 code for a protein of 204 amino acids. Gene Ontology annotation, biological process: small GTPase-mediated signal transduction; cell migration. The record is from RefSeq and is a predicted model, not a curated record. Gene Ontology annotation, molecular function: GTP binding; GTPase activity. Lineage: Eukaryota; Metazoa; Chordata; Actinopteri; Siluriformes; Pangasiidae.
ACACACACACAUUCAUUCAGUUCAAAGUUAGCUGGGUAAAGCUAGUGCUGGUGUGGAAAUAUCUCGUGCUCUCAGGAGGAAGUGGAGAGCUUGUGGUGUGAUAUAUCUGAGCCGGCUCUGUGAGUGUGUGAGAGGGUGUGUGAGUGUGUCCUCAUGGUUCUGCUGGUCCAGAGAAGGACAUGACGCAGGACAGAUCUGCUAACGGAAGGCAGCUGAAGAUCGUGAUCGUAGGGGAUGGAGGAUGUGGGAAAACCUCUCUGCUGAUGGUGUAUGCUAAAGGAGAUUUCCCUGAGACUUAUGCUCCAUCAGUGUUUGAAAAGUACAUGACCACAGUGAAACAUGGGGGGAAAGAGAUUCAGUUGAACCUGUACGACACAGCAGGUCAGGAUGAUUACGACCGGUUGAGGCCACUCUCCUAUCAGGAUGCGAAUCUCAUACUCGUGUGUUACGACGUCACAAACCCAACCAGCUAUGACAAUGUGUUAAUUAAGUGGUAUCCAGAGGUGAACCAUUUCUGCCGUGAUGUCCCUGUGAUUCUGAUUGGCUGUAAGACAGAUUUAAGAAAGGACAAAGAGAAGAUGAGGAAACUGAGAGCACUUGGCCUUGAACCAAUCACAUAUUCUCAGGGUGAGGAGACACAGAGGCAGAUGAAUGCUACACUCUACCUAGAAUGUUCAGCUAAACACCGAGAGAAUGUAGAGGACAUUUUUAAAGAAGCCACUAAACUGGCAUUGGAUCACAGUCGCAAAUCAAAACAAGUCCGUAAGAAAUGGAGGAAGUGCCAUAUAAUGUAAUGACAACAGGAGAAGCACAAUGUUCUUUAGUUUAUUUAGCUUUUUAUAUCUGAAUGACUGUAUAAAUCUCAAGGAAUUGUAAUGCAUUGUUAUAAGUGUUUAUUAUAAUGGAGAAGGUAAGAGGAUAUGCUGCUAUUGGCGUCUUAGCAUAUUAAAUGCCUGUUAAAUGAAGUGUCUUGUACAUGCUAGUGCAUGUUCACAAGUACAUAUUCAACCAGUUAUACAUUACACACAUUACUAUAAUUCAGUGCUCUUACAUCACAAAACUGAAAUACACUUAAUGUCUGGAGUUUUACAUCUUACAUUGUGUUCAUUCUGUAGGGCUUGAAACUUCUAGGUGUGUUGAUGAGGUUUCUCUCUCUUUACAUUCAAUAACUUCAUUACUGUCAUAAUAACUAUCAAUGUUACCAGUGAGGUCACCAGUGUGAUGCCCAUGGCUGUUAACCAAUACAGAGCUUCAUUCUAAUGGCGCAGUGCAAUCAGCAAAACUUAUUUGUGGUGUCAGUGACAAAAAUUGCCUUUUUGUGGUUCACCAAACCAUCAGCAAAUCCUCUUUGGACUUAACAAAUUAGUUCACCAAAAUGAGCAGCUAAGGGGAAGUGAUGAGGGAACACACAGGUUUAGCAGGUUCAUUUGGUGUUGUUUAAUUCUGGCACAGUUGGUGCAGUGUUGAGUCACUCACUGCAUUGACAUUCAACACUGCCACCACACUGCACUGGCUCAUAUGUUUCUCUGGAUAUUUAGAUCCGCAGCACCCCCUAGUGGGUAAUUAUGCUGCAUCUGACCAAUCACAAACCAAAAUUUCAUCAUGUGAUUUUAUUUCCACCACUCAAGGUGUUCCUGGACGUUUUUUAAAUUAUCAUUUAAAAACUGAAAAACAUAUAAAUUUGGUCAUAAUUUUUUUUCUUGUGAAUCUUAGGUCUAAUAAUUGAUUAUUAUGUUUUGAAUUUUUUGAAACUUUGAUCAAAUAAUAUUGACAGCGUAUUGUUCUACAUAAUAAUUGUAUAAUUGUAUAACAAUUAUUAUUAUUAUUAUUAUUACCUUUUAAAAAUUUAAUGUUUUUUUUUUCCAGACUAAAUCACCUUUAAUUAAUGAAAGCUGUAUUUUAGAAUGUAAUUAAAAUAUAUUUUAAAUAUUAUUCCAAAAUACAUUUUUUAAUUUUGUGCUAGCCUACCCUGAUAAAAAUCAGCUUUAACUCUC